This is a messenger RNA of Xenopus laevis (African clawed frog), 2962 nucleotides long. RefSeq names its product ras-related protein Rab-26 (gene rab26.S). The coding region runs from base 1263 to 2054 and encodes 263 amino acids. The transcript is spliced from 10 exons. The record is from RefSeq and is a predicted model, not a curated record. NCBI's taxonomy places the organism in Eukaryota, Metazoa, Chordata, Amphibia, Anura, Pipidae. Gene Ontology annotation, molecular function: G protein activity; GTP binding; GTPase activity.
GGUUGAGACUUCGGACUGGAGACUGGGCUUGUUGUGUGACAUUGAGAAACAGCAGCAUCAGGGGGGCCGCUCGGGUACAGCAGCAGUCGUUUAGGUUAAGGCUUGGGAAAGUGAUACUGAGGGACGGAUAAGAGGGGCACCUGGGAAACUAGAGACAUGGACAGGGGCGAUAGUAGUGAGCUCGGGGUAAUAGUAGUGAGCUUGGGCAAUAGUAGUGAGCUCGGGGUAAUAGUAGUGAGCUUGGGGCAAUAGUAGUGACUGAGCUUGGGGUAAUAGUAGUGAGCUCGGGGUAAUAGUAGGGAGCUCGGGUAAUAGUAGUGAGCUUGGGCAAUAGUAGUGAGCUCGGGCAAUAGUAGUGAGCUUGGGGCAAUAGUAGUGACUGAGCUUGGGGUAAUAGUAGUGAGCUCGGGGUAAUAGUAGGGAGCUCGGGGUAAUAGUAGUGAGCUCGGGGUAAUAGUAGGGAGCUCAGGGUAAUAGUAGUGAGCUUGGGCAAUAGUAGUGAGCUCGGGCAAUAGUAGUGAGCUUGGGGCAAUAGUAGUGACUGAGCUUGGGGUAAUAGUAGUGAGCUCGUGGUAAUAGUAGUGAGCUUGGGGCAGGGGAUAAGCGGGGAUAGUAGUGACUUGGCAUUGAGAGUUGGGUAUGAUAGUAUUGAGCCUGGGGUGUAGAAUGCCAGAGGAUAUAAUAAUAUAAUAAAUAUAAUAAUAUAGUGAGCUUGGCAGAUAGUGUUAGAGGGUGUAAUAAUAGUGAAUUUGAGGCACAGAGGGUAAUGGUAAAAUAGUAGUGAGCUUUGGGGCACAGUAAGUCAGAGGAAGAUAACAGUGAGCUGUGGUGAAAUAAUCAGAUGAUAAAACAGUGGUGAGCUUGGGGUUAUAUGGAAAGAUAGCAGUGAUAUUAGGGGAAGAGAGAUGGAGGGUAAAAUACUUGGGGCAGAGAGAAAUUAGAGAGUGUGGGGACAUACAGAGCUAACAGGAGACAGAGAGGUGCAGGAGGCCGAGAGAGAAUUGCAGGAGACAGAGAGUGAUGAGCUGAAGAUAAUGAGAAGUUUGCAGGAGAUAGCGAGCUACUGGGACACAGAUAGGCAAGUACUUCACCACUUCUUGCUGUGCAAAUAUUCGAAGGGAGGUGCAAACUCCCCAAAACUUUCUUCUCUACUUGGAGUGGUAAAACUGGCUAAAAUAAGGGAUUAUUUGCCCAGCAAGAAGUAGUGAAGUGCUUGUCUGUCCUGUGAAAUUGGCCAUGCGUCUAAGGAAUAGCACCACCAUAUGCAACAACACCUGAAGAGUGUGACGGGAGUUGACAGCAACAUGUCACGAAAGAAGAGCCAGAAGAGUAAGGGCAGCAAUUCACCCGCUUCAUGUGGCAUCCCACCAGCCAAAGAGAAUGGCAAGGUGGGCUCUGAUGCCCACUCCAACGGAAUGGCGAUGUCCGGGCGCCCGUCUCUCAGCAACAGCGGGGAGUUUUAUGACAUCACUUUCAAGGUGAUGUUGGUGGGAGACUCUGGAGUGGGGAAGACAUGUCUCCUUGUGAGAUUUAAGGAUGGGGCAUUUCUGGCCGGAAGCUUCAUCUCCACUGUUGGAAUUGACUUUCGGAACAAAGUGUUAAAUGUGGAUGGAGUCAAAGUGAAAUUACAGAUUUGGGACACAGCGGGACAGGAAAGGUUCCGGAGCGUAACCCACGCAUAUUACAGAGAUGCACAUGCUUUACUCUUACUGUACGACGUGACCAACAAGAGUUCUUUUGACAACAUCCAGGCCUGGCUAACAGAGAUUCACGAAUACUCACAAAAAGACGUGGUCAUUAUGCUCCUAGGAAAUAAGGUGGAUUCAACUCAUGAACGUGUGGUAAAGAUGGAGGAUGGAGAGCGUUUGGCCAAGGAAUAUGGAGUGCCCUUCAUGGAGACCAGUGGCAAAAGCGGGUUAAACGUGGACUUGGCGUUCAUCGCUAUUGCAAAAGAACUGAAGCACAGGUCUAUGAAGCUGCCCAACGAACCCAAAUUCAAGCUUCACGACUAUGUCAAAAAAGAAGUAAAGGGCUCAGGAUGCUGUAAAUCAUGAUCCUGCCGCACCAAUCAGAGCCAGAGGGGGAGUCAUCCUACAAUUGCUGUACAGAGACUGAUGAGAAGCGUUUGGCAUCUCCACCAAUGGGGCUCCUCUCUGUGAGAGCCCAGCUUCAGCACAGAGCCAUUCCUUGUGGAGAAUAUCUGUGCAUGUCCGUGUUCGUUAUUCUGUGAGGGUAGCAAUCUGACGUGUUGAACAAAAGGACAUCUAAACCAGUUACAGUCCCACGAUGCAGAAGUUUAUACACAAGUCAGGAGAACGAGGAUGGGUUCUAUAGGCAGGCCAGUGUCUUCUACAACUUGCAUGUAAUACAGGACUAGUGUUCUGCCGUGUACAUUUAACUACAUGUAUCUCGACUAUACAGGGAUGGACACAACACAAAUGUCCACUGUAACUAUGAAUAUAGAUUUUUCCCCCCCACGGACGAUACCCCGCCAAUCGCUUUAACUGGUGAUAACUUAUACAUUAACGCGCACUCGUGCCAUAUAUUUCCUCUGCAACUUCCCACUGAAGAAACGUUAGGGGCAGAUUUAUUAAGGGUCGAAUAGUACAUUCUAAUUCGGAUUUUUUUUUUUUUUGGUAUCAAAAUUCAAGCAUUCAGAUUUGAAUCCCCCUAUUCGAAUGUGAGAUUUAUCACACUUCGACCACAGAAACGGUCCUCAUUUAAAUAUUCGCCACCUAAAACCUGCCAAGUUCAUUUACAAGUCAAUGGCAGAGGUCCGAUGAGCCAUUUUGAAGAUGUUAACAGCCUUCCUGACAUUUGAGUUUUUUUUCAGAGGGAAAACUCGAAUUGAAUACAAAUUGUUCCUAUUCGAUCGAUUAUUAGACUCACAUUUUUUCUUAAAGGGGAAGUAAAGUCUAAAAUAGAAUCAGGCUAGAAAUGCUAUAUUUUGUAUACUUAACAU